AUGCGUGAACGAUAUCAUGAUGAUAUGGCUAUCGUUUCUAAGUUUGGUAAGCCUGAUUUAUUUAUAACUUUUACAUGCAAUCCCAAUUGGAGGGAAAUUAAAGAAAAUCUUUAUAAAGGACAGAACCCUUCGGAUAGACCUGAUUUAUUAGCUAGAGUUUUUCAUUUAAAAUUAUCUGAAUUAUUACACUAUAUUAUUAAAAAAGAUUUCUUUGGCAAAUGUUCGGCGUAUGUUUAUACCAUAGAAUUUCAAAAGAGAGGAUUACCUCAUACUCAUCUGCUCAUUAUAUUAAGCGAAAAUAAUAAAAUUGAAUCAACCGAGUGUAUAGAUAAUUUUGUUCUAGCUGAAAUCCCAGAUAAAAAUAUCGAACCCCGAUUAUAUAAUAUUUUAACUCGCUUUAUGAUACAUGGACCAUGUGGUAUUUUGAAUCCUCACUCACCAUGCAUGGAAAAUGGUUCGUGUACAAAAAAAUUUCCGAAAGAUUUUCAAAAAGAAUCUCAACACAAUGCGAAUGGAUAUCCAUUUUAUCAACGUAGAGAUAAGGGUUUUAUUCAUGUCGGAGGAUACGACUGCGCUAAUAUAGAUCUUAAAACUAAUUCGCUUCAAUCUCAUGAUGAAAUUAGAAUGCAUAUAAAUGCCCGAUAUGUAAGUGCAUGUGAAGCCAUGUGGAGAUUAUUAGAAAAUCGUAUGCAUGAUCGAUCUCACGGUAUAAAUCGAUUAGCAAUACACUUGCCAUUUCAUCAACCGGUAUAUUUUAUAGAAGGACAAGAACGUCAGGCAUUAGAGAAAUCUGCCAGCAAAAAUACUACAUUAACUGCCUGGUUUGAAUUAAAUAAAAAUGAUGUUAAUGCCCAUCAAUAUUUAUAUGUCACUAUACCAUAUCAUUAUACUUUCAGCGCUAAUAAGUGGAAACUUAGACAAAGACAAAACAAUAUAAUUUCAAGGAUGUAUACUGUUGAUCCUAAAUCCGGAGAGAGAUUUUUCCUACGUUUACUAUUACUUCAUGUUGUUGGCGCCACAAGUUUUGAAUAUUUGAGAACUGUAAAUGGAGUUUUAUAUAAUACUUUUAAAGAGGUGGCUUUUAAAAGAAAUUUAUUGGUUGAUGACAAGGAAUGGGAAGCAUUUAUGGAAGAAGCGUCAACAUUUUUAAUGCCCAUACAGUUGCGUCAAUCUUUUGCCUUUAUUUGUAUUUUUUGUCAGCCAGAAAAUCCAAAUAACCUCUGGGAAAAAUUUAAAAAAUAUUUGAUAGAAGAUUUCGCACAUACCCAUACAGAUUCUAUUGCAAUUAAUAUGGCCUUAUCAGAUAUAGAAAAGUAUUGCACGACCAUGGUUUUCGUAGUAGUAAUUUCAAUUUGCCUGUUCCUACUUUAA
Gordionus sp. m RMFG-2023 is the source of this 1371-nucleotide messenger RNA. RefSeq lists its product as uncharacterized. The coding region runs from base 1 to 1371 and encodes 456 amino acids. The transcript has 2 exons. NCBI's taxonomy places the organism in Eukaryota, Metazoa, Nematomorpha, Gordioida, Chordodea, Parachordodidae. The record is from RefSeq and is a predicted model, not a curated record.